This is a messenger RNA of Exaiptasia diaphana, 4317 nucleotides long. RefSeq names its product myocardin-related transcription factor A. Lineage: Eukaryota; Metazoa; Cnidaria; Anthozoa; Actiniaria; Aiptasiidae. The record is from RefSeq and is a predicted model, not a curated record. The transcript has 8 exons. The coding region runs from base 199 to 3426 and encodes 1075 amino acids. Gene Ontology annotation, biological process: smooth muscle cell differentiation.
AACACACGGCUCCCGGUUGACACAGCUGAUUGGAGUUUGUACCUAGGACACCUAGGGUUUUAUGAUAUAACAGUACACAAGGAUAUCUUCAUUUUAAUGUGUACCGUACAGUGAAAGUAAGAAGACUAGUGAACAAUUGACUGUGAACUGGUAUUCGACAAGGGCAUCGUGAACUGACCUUAUCUACGAACAUAGUCGAUGAUGGCCGCGAUGAUUGAAAUGUUCAACCAUUAUUCCUUCAAACCCUACACAGACAACAACUACUACAAUCACCACAGCGAGGAUGUAAAAGAAGCCUUGGAGAGAAAACUCCAACAACGUACUCCUCGCGAGCAUCUUAUUAGUCAAGGCAUUAUGCCAGCUGCUGCCACUAGUACAGCUCCGGCGUUACUUUCUCAGAAGACUAAACUCGAGCGAGCUAAGACAGGGGAUAUUCUACAGAAGAAGAUCCGUGUCCGACCGAAUAGGGAUCAACUUGUUCAAAGACAUAUUUUGAAUGAUACUUCYGCAUCUGUAGAUCCAUCCUUAUUAGCCAACCAAAUCAAACUCAAACGUAAAAAGCUGGAAGACGAUUUGAAUGACAGACUUGCAGUUAGACCUGGACCUUUAGAGCUUGUCAAAGAGAAUAUCCUUGAGCAAGGAACACCUGUAGGACUAGCAGUCCAGGAAGGAAAUGUCUCGUUUACAGAUACUGCACACUCGUCACUACUAGAACCAAUAUCACCUGAAUCGAAUGAUGGCUCCCCUGAGCCUUCACCUGAUAAUAUCUUGUCUUCACAAUUUCCUCCAACAACAGCGUCGGAUCUAUUAAACCACACUAAUAUACAAGCAGCAUUGUCUAAAUUGCCAAAAUCAUUAGAUGAGAGGACUUUGGAUGUACCGCAGGGGUUACGGAAGGAAAGGACGCGUAAAAAGUCACCAAGACAGAAGUUUAAGAAAUAUAAAUAUCACGAGUAUCGACCACCAAAUGGMGAGGUACAGAAAAGUAGUCUUCCAAUGGACUCACCCUACGCAUUGAUGCUUCAACAGCAACAGCUGUAUUUACAGUUGCAAGUAUUAUAUCAAAACUAUCCACAGUUUGUGAGCUUGCCUUCAAUUCCUGAAAACGUUCCAAAGCCGGUAAAUAAUAAUAGUGUUAAUGAAGAGAAGCCUGUGAAGAUUGAAGACAUGCGCGUUGUAGAUAUGAGAAAAGAACUCAAAAUGCGAGGUUUGCCUGUUUCUGGGUCUAAAACAGACCUUAUUGAAAGACUCAAAGCAGUUCAGCAACAGACUGRGGAGCAGAAUGCCAACUCGCCUGAUCAACCAAUGAAUGAGACUUCUGUAGGAAGUCCUUCUAUUGUAACCACGGCAACAUCUGUAUCAUGUAACUCUCCUGUGCCGGUUACAAGUGGUGGUUUUGUACCAGUCAAUACACAUAUAAAGCUUGGAAGAUCCAACUCACUGCCUGCUCAUGAAGCAAGACUGCAACAAGUCCAGAGUCAGCUUGUGGCCAACAGCAAGAAACUACAUACCCAGCUUCCUCCAGAAGUGCAGCAGCAACUGCAGCAUUUACAGUAUCUGAACUUGCAAACUCAAUUGCAGCAGCUAAGGGUUCAGCCACAGUCUGGCGGGCAACCUCAAUCAGGACAGUUAAGUCCAAGACAGCAGACUGGUAUGAAACAGCAAGGCUUGAUAUCAUCAGUCAAGAGUGAAAACACUGUGUCCGACAGUUGUGCUUUUAGUCAACAACCAAAGCUCAACCCUUUAUUUAAUAGUAUUACAACAAGCACACCUCAGUCGAUGUUCCUUUCACAUCGUCCUGACCAAGCGCCACAGAUCACAAUGACUCAGGCUAUGCCAACAUUGAAUUAUACAACAAGCAGUAAGAAUCAACAUCUUGGGCAAACUCAGACUGGUUUGCAGGGACUGAUGCACUUAAAAGCAGAAGCUAAUAGGUUAAACGUGGUGGCAAGUCAUAGUGAACCAGACCUGAGUCACUUGGAGAAUGUGAAUGCCAAAACUGCAUUGAAUCAAGGGAUUAGCCAGCAAGACAACAAGAUGCUGUCACCACACGGGUCUCCUCGGCAAACGCCUGUUAUAUUCACUUCAGGGAUUCUGCAGGAACAGCAACCUGGAACCUUGAAGCAAGCACGAACGAAAACUGAUCCAAUGCAAAGAUCUUACUCUGAAAAUGCACCUGAAGAAACGGGAAUAUUAAUGCACACAGUGGAACAGGAAAAGCAGAGGUCGUUAUCUGAGCCACCUCAGCCAUUUGGUCAUAGAAGAUCAUGUUCAUUACCGUCAGGCCAGCUGUACUUUGAUCAUGUUUCACCACCACCAAGCUAUGAAGCGCACAUGGCAGCUCAAAUGCAAAGGAAGUUGAGCCAGGAAUUGUCUUCCUAUCAGCAGCCAGGAAUUACCAUAAAGACUGAAGAUGUUGACGGGGUGGAGGUACAGAGGAAACGUAGUCAGGACUUUUCAUAUCAGCAACAGAUGCAACAACAAUUACAACAACAACAACAACAAAAUCAGCUUCAGCAGCAGAAACAAAUCCAACAUCAACAGCUACAACAACAGCAACAGUUGCAACAGCAGUUACAUCAACAUCAACAACUCCAUCAACAUCUGCAACAACAACAGAAGCAACAACAACAAAAGCAUUUAAUACAUACAAAGAAUGAUGAUAUGGAGAUGGGAAUGGAAACUUCCCAGGACAGAGAACUUACUCAGGAACUUCAAAGGGCAAUGAUGAAACAGCCAGACUUGGGAAUUGAUAGUGAAGAGAUACUAGAGAUUCUUGGAGCCUCUGUUGGCAGCAGCAUUGGUUCGCCAGAUCAUGGCAGCUCACCCCAAAUGACAAUGCAUUCACACAAUCAGCAACCACAGCGAUUUAUUAUACCUCAGCCACAGCAGAUGUCAGGAAUACCAAAGUCUCCUAGUACAGGCUACCUUAGUGUCUUCAGCCCUCCACACAACAACAAUCACCUGCCUAUUCAGUCAAGACUAUCAAAGAGCUGUGAAGAUAUGAUUACUCCUUAUAGCAAACAGGCCAUUCACCAAAGCACUGAAAACACCUUAGCCGAUAUAGACUCAAUUAUCAUGAGUCCAGCAUCGCCCAUGCGAGUUGAUAAUAUUGACAAUGAUGACCAUUUAAUGGCGAUAUCUAACAAUAUUCCUAUUCCUAAUGGUGGACUUAACAAAUCUGAUCCAUUAAGCUGGUUGGACUUAAACAGCCCUGUUGCUAUGACAACUUCUCCUAAUACAUCUACAGAAGUCACCUACAUGAAUAGAAGUUCUCCUCCUUCUACCUUAUAUGGGGUUUCUCCAUCAUUACAAAACGAAGCGUUGAAUUUGCCGUUAUUUGAACUGGAUAACCCAGGUCAGGGAAACUUUCCACAUGAAUUCUCAGAAGCCAUGGAUUUCUGUGUUUCGUAUAAAAUUAAUUAAUUAAAUCUAUAUAAGUUAAAUAUAUUAUUACAUAAGCGUGCUAUGUUAGUAUGUACUAUGUACAUUUUGGUGUUAUUGUUACAAGUUGUAGAAAAAUCCAUGAAACAAGAGGAGUAUUUUCGAUUUUCUGGUGUUUCUACUCUCAGAAAUUGUAAACUAUUUCUAGUUGGUAAAUUGUUAGUUUUCCUAUUUCUAAACAAAGUAACAGAUUUGUCUUCAAAAUAAUGAUCGACAGAAAACAAAAAAUGUUUGACAAUUGUAGUAGAACUUGAAUAUUUAAAAGGUAUUUCAAUGAUAAAUUAUUUUAAGUAUCUGAAAAUGAUUCCUUUGACAUUUAAUAUAGACUUGAUGAUUUUCUUAAUCAUUCAUGAGAUACUCAAUUAGAAAUAAUCAAAACACUACAAAAUAUUUCWAUCCAGAAUCAUAUCCUCUGGAUUGCACAAAAACAUCUCUUGUUUUAUGGAUGUGUUACAUACAUUUACUCUAGAGUUCAAAUUCUAAAUCCAUGAAAGAGUGAUAUGAAAUUAUUUGUGACUAUUUUAUGCUGAAAAAAAAAAAAAAAACAGGGAAAUGUCUAGACUUCUUUCAAGUGCAGGUAAUCUGAACUGUCAGCUCUCCUAGAAAUUUAGGCUCAUGCUUCGUGGAUUAGCCAAAUGUAUACAAGUCCUAUUGGUCCUAUUUACUAAUCUCAAACUUUGUUGAUAUAUUUUGUGGUUCAUUAUGACUUUUAAUUUGUGCAAYAAUAAAAUUAGCCAACGUUGUCAAAUCAGUAAAGUGAGUUUAUUCUGAAAUCUAUCAAAAUUGUAGGCACUGAAGUUAGUUUCAAUUUCUUUUCUUUAGCAACUUGUUAUAAAGCAUUAUACAACUUUUCAGUAAAAUCAGACGUUUUGA